Molecule: messenger RNA, 555 nt
Organism: Paraglomus brasilianum
Lineage: Eukaryota; Fungi; Glomeromycota; Glomeromycetes; Paraglomerales; Paraglomeraceae
Source: the annotation of a GenBank genome assembly
AUGUCAAGACCAUCAUCACGCCCGAUCGGGGCAGUAUCGCAUAGCAGCUUCCUUAAUGCUAAAGUGAGGUCAUCUUCGGAGCAUUCGCGUCCGCAAAACUUUAAUGUAUCGAAUUUGGAUCAAACUGAUGAAUCUCCGACUACCUUGACCAAAACGCCUACUUAUGAAUAUUACGGAUUCACUCUGUACUUGACUUCGUUUAUUGCGUUUGUUAUUUAUUUAUUAUGGGCAUAUUUACCUGACGAAGCUUUGAUUUCCUUGGGUAUUUCAUACUUUCCUAACCGUUAUUGGGCUAUAGCAUGGCCCGUGUGGACAUUUGUUUUGAUUGCAUUUAUAUACGCUGCAUUUUUUUCUAUUAAUCUAAUGAAUACUGCGCCAAUCGAUUCGUUCAAUACAAUAACAGAUGACUAUGCAAACGUUGGCCAGAGCCUAUCCAGAUUGUCUGGAAUAACUGAUGACUUUGUGCCUGGUUUACACGACAUUCCAAUUGGAGUCGUAAAUGCGUGUCUUUACCAAGACUUACGAGGGCCAUGGGAUGAAGACGAGGACCCAUAA